AAAGCUGACCCUUCUCAGCUCGCUCGUUCUCUCCCCCCCUACCUCCCUCUUUCGAAUCUCUGAUCUCCCUCCCAACUCCCAAACAUCUCAAUCCCUCGCACAAAGAGAAUUGAAAAGUAAUAAUUUUUCGAGUAAAAUUCAGAAGUUUUUAUUUUUAUUUUUGUGGGUGUUAGAGAUUAAGCCAUUUGAGUUGGAGUACUGGUUGGUCUAAGUCAGUGGGGGAGGAGGAGAGGGAGAUAUAUAUCAGCAGAUGAAGGAUCAUUCAUCAACGACAACAUCGUCGUCCUUAAUGGAGAGUUUGCUUGGACUCCUCAGAAUCCGCGUCCAGCGUGGCGUCAAUCUCGCCGUCCGCGACGUCUCUAGCAGCGACCCAUAUGUCGUCGUCAAGAUGGCCAAACAGAAACUGAAGACACGUGUUAUUAAGAAGGACGUUAAUCCUGAGUGGAAUGAAGAUCUAACUCUUUCUGUCACUGACCCUAAUCUUCCAAUAAAGCUGACUGUUUAUGAUCAUGACACUUUCAGCAAAGAUGACAAAAUGGGAGAUGCUGAGUUUGACAUCAAAGCAUACAUAGAUGCCUUGAGGAUGAAUUUGCAAGGCCUCCCAAGUGGCACCAUAAUCUCAAGAGUACAGCCAUGCAGGCAAAACUGCCUUUCUGAAGAGAGCUGCAUAAUGUGGAACGAGGGCAAGGUGGUCCAAGAUAUCUGCCUCAGAUUGAGAAAUGUGGAAUGUGGGGAAGUGGAAAUCCAAUUGCAAUGGAUUGACCUUCCUGGUUCCAAGGGUUUAGAAAGUAUUUGACUGCUCCUUUAUUUGUUUUCCUUUAUGCAAAGUUUAUGGGCUGGCCUUCAAGCUUCUACAACCCUGCGUCGGGUGAGCUUCACAGUCAUAGACGCGUAAUGAAGUAACCUUCUAUGUCUGAAUCCAAUUUGUGGCUCAUAAAUAGGGUUGGAUUUAUGUAUUGUGGUCUUACUGUUACCCAAAUUAAUAUUAUGUAUGUGCACAAUCAUCGUCUGCCCACUUAGCAGAUAUUUCGAUGUUGUAUUUACAAAUUACCAGUAAAAAAUGAGAUAAAUCUCGUGAAGAAACAUGUUCAGUUUCUUUCUUUUUUCAA
Carya illinoinensis is the source of this 1109-nucleotide messenger RNA. RefSeq names its product protein C2-DOMAIN ABA-RELATED 4-like. NCBI's taxonomy places the organism in Eukaryota, Viridiplantae, Streptophyta, Magnoliopsida, Fagales, Juglandaceae. Bases 251 to 796 code for a protein of 181 amino acids. The record is from RefSeq and is a predicted model, not a curated record. The transcript is spliced from 3 exons.